AGAAUAUUAAGGGAACUAAGAAUAAAAGUCCAAACUAUUCUCCAAUCUCCAAGCAAGCAAAUUCCCAUUCACCUUCUCCUUCUUCUUCUUCUUCUUCUUCCUUCCUUCUACUUUUCCUCUCUUUUAUUCCUUCUAACUCUUCUUCAUUUUUUCCCCUCAUCACCACAGUUUCUCCAUCAAUGGACUCUCUAUAACUUUCUUAAGGGAACGCAGAGGAAUAACUGGAAGGUGUUCAAUUAGAGGAUGAUCAUUUAGUUUUAUGCUUAUAAAAUUUUCAGCCAUGGCUUCUACCUCUAAUUGGUUGAGUUCACCUUCUUGCUCCAUGUUUGAAUCCUCGGAGGACCAUGCUCUUGGACCUAUAUUCCAAUGGUUACGGUUCAUUUUCCUUUCACCUUGUGCUCAAAGAGUUUUGUUAUCAUCCGUUGAUAUUCUGUUCUUGGUUGUACUCUUAGCUUUUGCAUUGCAGAAGCUGUGUUCUCGAUUCAGUUCAGUUGAUAGGAUGAAAUCCGACAUAAGCAAACCUCUCAUAGGUAGCAAUAGACCUCUUAUAACGACCACCAUCUUGUUCAAACUCUCUCUAAUUGUUUCUGGCAUGCUAACCAUCUGCUACCUUGUCAUAAGUAUCUUGACGUUUUCCUCGAGUGUUCAAUCUACAUGGAGGAUUGUGAAUGGUGCAUUCUGGUUGGUUCAAGCAUUGACUCAUGCAGUUAUUGCGAUCUUGAUAAUCCAUGAAAAAAGAUUUAAAGCUUCUAAGCAUCCUCUUACUCUACGAAUUUACUGGGUCAUAAAUUUCGUAAUAAUUUCCUUGUUUAUGGCAUCAGCAAUUAUGCGUUUGGCCUCUACUGGAGCAACUGAUGAACUCAAUUUGACUUUGGAUGAUAUAAUUUCCAUAGCCUCAUUUCCAUUAUCAGUAGUUCUUCUUUUUGUUGCCAUAAAAGGAUCAACAGGGGUUCUUGUGGCUGUAGCAACUAAGGAAGAAUUCGAUGGACACAGUGAUUUAAUUGAAUUGGCAUCAAGUAAAUUGAACCUGUCUUUAUUUGCUUCAGCAUCUAUUGUAUCAAAGGCCUUUUGGCUGUGGAUGAAUCCCUUGUUAAGAAAAGGUUACAAAGCCCCUCUCCAGCUAGAUGAAGUUCCUACUCUUUCACCUCAACAUAGAGCUGAGGAAAUGUCAGCCCUCUUUGAAUCAAAGUGGCCCAAACCCCAUGAAAAGUCCACUCACCCAGUUCGAACCACCUUGAUCCGUUGCUUUUGGAAGGAAAUUGCCUUUACUGCCUUUCUGGCUAUUAUACGCACUUGUGUCAUGUAUGUGGGGCCUGUUCUUAUUCAACGUUUCGUAGAUUUCAGUGCUGGAAAAAGAAGCUCCCCAUAUGAAGGAUACUAUCUUGUACUGAUUCUUCUUGCUGCGAAAUUUUUUGAAGUUCUCACUACUCAUCACUUUAAUUUUAACUCUCAAAAGACUGGCAUGCUCAUUCGAUGCACACUCAUUACUUCUUUGUACAAGAAGGGCUUGAGGCUAUCAUCAUCUUCCAGACAGGAUCAUGGGGUUGGACAGAUUGUGAAUUAUAUGGCUGUUGAUGCCCAGCAGCUAUCUGACAUGAUGCUCCAACUGCAUGCUGUAUGGUUGAUGCCAUUACAAGUUACCGUUGGUUUGGUUCUUCUCGGUGCUUAUCUAGGCAUUGCUACAGUGGUUACACUGCUUUCACUUAUUGGUGUUCUUAUCUUUGUUGUGCUGGGCUCUCAGCGUAACAAUAAGUUCCAAUUCAAUGUAAUGAAGAAUCGUGAUUUACGGAUGAAGGCAACUAAUGAGAUGCUGAAUUACAUGCGGGUGAUCAAGUUCCAAGCAUGGGAGGAGCACUUUGAUAAUAGAAUUAAAGAGUUUCGAGAAAUGGAAUUCGGAUGGCUAACUAAAUUCUUGUAUUCAGUGUUCGGUAACAUUACAGUCAUGUGGAGUACACCAAUUGUUGUAUCAACUCUCACCUUUGCAGCUGCUCUACUAUUAGGUGUCAAACUUGACGCCGGGUUAGUGUUUACAAUGACAACUAUCUUCAAGUUGUUGCAAGAGCCUAUCCGAACCUUCCCUCAAGCGAUGAUAUCACUUUCCCAAGCAAUGGUAUCACUUGGGAGGUUGGAUCAAUUCAUGUUGAGCAAAGAGUUGGUUGAAGAUUCAGUUGAAAGAACUGAGGGAUGCCAUGGAAAUAUUGCUGUGGUAGUUGAGAAUGGCCGAUUUAGCUGGGUUGACGAUACUAAUGGAGAAAUAGUUUUGCAUGACAUAAAUUUGAAGAUAAAAAAGGGAGAACUUACAGCUGUGGUUGGGACUGUGGGAUCAGGGAAAUCAUCUCUUUUGGCUUCGAUUCUUGGUGAGAUGCAAAAAUUGUCGGGAAAGGUUCAUGUUUGUGGAACGACUGCUUAUGUUGCUCAAACGUCAUGGAUUCAAAAUGGCACCAUUGAAGAGAAUAUUUUAUUUGGAUUGCCUAUGGAUAGAGAGAGAUAUAGGGAAGUUGUCAGGAUUUGUUGCUUAGUAAAAGACUUGGAAAUGAUGGAAUAUGGAGAUCAGACAGAGAUCGGUGAGCGUGGUAUUAACCUCAGUGGCGGGCAAAAGCAAAGAAUACAGCUUGCCCGAGCUGUUUAUCAGGACUGUGAUAUCUAUCUUCUUGAUGAUGUAUUUAGUGCCGUUGAUGCUCAUACUGGGUCUGAAAUUUUUAAGGAAUGUGUAAGAGGAGCCCUCAAAGGCAAGACCGUGAUACUUGUUACUCAUCAAGUCGAUUUCUUGCACAAUGUCGAUGCAAUUUUUGUCAUGAAAGAUGGGACGAUUGUGCAAUCUGGAAAAUACCAAGAACUAGUUGAGGGUGGAAUGGAAUUUGGGGCAUUAGUUGCAGCACACGAGACCUCCAUGGAAAUUGUGGAUAGCAGCAAUCCUACGCUUGAAGUUUCUUCUCCUAAACCUCCUCAUUCGCCAGCCCAGCAUAGGGAAGCUGCCAAUGGCGAAAAUGGCCAUGUUGAUCAACCACAGGCUGAAAAGGGUUCAUCGAAACUGAUCAAAGAUGAGGAGAGGGCGACUGGUAGUGUUAGCUUGGAGGUGUAUAAACGUUAUUGCACUGUGGCUUAUGGAUGGUGGGGAGUUGCAGUGGCCUUGUUGCUCUCCCUAGUGUGGCAAGCUUCUUUGAUGGCUGGUGAUUAUUGGUUGGCAUAUGAAACUUCAGCAGAGCGUGCUUCUACCUUCGAUCCUACUUUGUUCCUUUCUGUCUACGCUGGAAUUGCUGGCAUUUCAGUUUUGUUGGUGAUGACUAGAUCAUUUACUUUUGUAUUUAUAGUGCUCAAGACAGCCCAGAUUUUCUUUUCACAAAUUCUUACCAGUAUCUUGCAUGCCCCCAUGUCGUUUUUCGACACCACUCCAUCUGGAAGAAUACUAAGUCGAGCUUCAAAUGAUCAGACGAAUAUUGAUGUGUUCAUCCCCUUUUUCGUAACUAUUGCUACUGCAAUGUACGUUACAGUACUCAGUAUCUUCAUUGUCACAUGUCAGUAUGCUUGGCCCACAAUUUUCCUUGUGAUUCCUCUUGUGUAUCUCAAUGUUUGGUACCGGGGAUACUACCUUGCUACCGCUCGUGAAUUGACGCGCCUCGACUCAAUAACUAAAGCACCUGUGAUUCAUCACUUCUCAGAAAGCAUACAAGGAGUUAUGACCAUUCGCUCUUUUAGGAAGCAAGAUCAGUUUGGUGAAGAAAACAUUAGACGAGUAAACAACAAUUUGCGUAUGGAUUUCCACAAUAAUGGAUCCAAUGAGUGGUUAGGAUUUCGUUUGGAACUUCUUGGAAGUAUAGUGUUCUGCGCUUCAGCAAUGUUCUUGAUCUUACUACCCAGCUCCAUUAUCAAGCCUGAAAAUGUUGGUCUGACAUUGUCAUAUGGAUUGUCUUUGAACGCUGUCAUGUUCUGGGCCAUAUAUAUGAGCUGCUUCAUCGAGAACAAAAUGGUUUCGGUCGAGAGGGUGAAACAAUUUUCUGUUAUACCACCAGAAGCUGCAUGGAGAAUUAAAGAUUCUCUUCCUCCCUCGAGCUGGCCAUACCGUGGGAAUGUUGAUAUCAAAGAUUUGCAGGUUCGAUAUCGGCCAAACACUCCUCUGGUCCUUAAGGGUCUCACGUUAAGUAUUUAUGGAGGAGAAAAGAUUGGUGUAGUUGGUCGAACGGGAAGUGGAAAAUCGACUCUAGUCCAAGUGUUGUUCAGACUGGUUGAACCUUCAGCAGGAAAAAUAAUUAUUGAUGGAAUCGACAUUUCCACAUUGGGGCUUCAUGAUCUAAGAUCGCGGCUCGGGAUUAUUCCUCAGGAACCAGUUCUUUUCGAGGGGACAGUGAGAAGCAAUAUCGACCCAAUUGGCCAGUAUUCUGAUGAUGAGAUAUGGAAGAGCUUGGAUCGGUGCCAACUUAAAGAGGUCGUGGCUUCAAAGCCUGAGAAACUUGAUUCUCCAGUUGUUGAUAAUGGAGAAAACUGGAGUGUGGGACAGAGGCAGCUUCUCUGCCUAGGAAGGGUCAUGCUAAAACGAAGUAAGCUUUUGUUCAUGGAUGAAGCAACUGCAUCAGUCGACUCAAAAACGGACGCAUUGAUUCAAAAUAUCAUCCGAGAAGAUUUUAGAUCGUGCACAAUCAUAAGUAUAGCUCAUAGAAUUCCCACAGUCAUGGAUUGUGACCGAGUUUUGGUCAUCGAUGCAGGAAAAGCAAGAGAAUUUGAUAGGCCCUCUCAGUUGCUUCAAAGGCCAACACUUUUUGGAGCAUUGGUUCAAGAGUAUGCCAAUCGAUCCCUUGAACUUUAAAUGCGCUGUUUUACGAUUUGUUUGGCUUCUCAACGUCGUGUCUCGAGCGGCAACGCAACGGCGUAGUUAACCUUGGGCUCGGGUUUUGUUUUUGAUGAGUUAAAAAAUGUGGUAGAAAGCAAGGCCUUUGCAUCCUAGUAUGGUAAGGAUGUAACAACCCUUCACAUCAGCUGCAUUGGUAACUGUUAGGAUUCUCAAUCUAUCAUCACUCUUUGGGAGCAUUUGGCUCGGUUUUCUUAGAGCAAAUUUAGUAAGUUUUGUAAGCCAUAGCUUAUUAUUGGUUCCCAAUCAAUUAGUAGGAAAAGCUACACUCAACAGAAAAGGAAAAGAAAGAAAUUUAAUUAUUUGCAUUGAUCUGUUGAAGUCUCUUGACCCUUUUUCCCCCUUAGUAUAACAUCCAAGUUUCUGCUUUUUGUAA
Cucumis melo (muskmelon) is the source of this 5219-nucleotide messenger RNA. Its product is annotated as ABC transporter C family member 14-like. NCBI's taxonomy places the organism in Eukaryota, Viridiplantae, Streptophyta, Magnoliopsida, Cucurbitales, Cucurbitaceae. The record is from RefSeq and is a predicted model, not a curated record. Gene Ontology annotation, molecular function: ABC-type transporter activity; ATP hydrolysis activity; ATP binding. Bases 260 to 4801 code for a protein of 1513 amino acids. Gene Ontology annotation, cellular component: vacuolar membrane; plant-type vacuole. The transcript is spliced from 12 exons. Gene Ontology annotation, biological process: transmembrane transport.